This is a messenger RNA of Galeopterus variegatus (Sunda flying lemur), 927 nucleotides long. RefSeq names its product solute carrier family 25, member 47 (gene SLC25A47). The record is from RefSeq and is a predicted model, not a curated record. Gene Ontology annotation, biological process: transmembrane transport. The transcript is spliced from 6 exons. Lineage: Eukaryota; Metazoa; Chordata; Mammalia; Dermoptera; Cynocephalidae. Gene Ontology annotation, cellular component: mitochondrion. Gene Ontology annotation, molecular function: transmembrane transporter activity. The coding region runs from base 1 to 927 and encodes 308 amino acids.
AUGGAUUUUGUGGCUGGAGCCAUUGGAGGCAUCAGCGGCGUUGCUGUGGGCUACCCUCUGGACACGGUGAAGGUCAAGAUCCAGACGGAACCGAAGUACACAAGCAUCUGGCACUGUGUCCGGGACACAUAUCGCCAAGAGCGGGUGUGGGGCUUCUACAGGGGCCUCUCGCUGCCUGUGUGCACGGUGUCCCUGGUUUCAUCCGUGUCUUUUGGCACCUAUCACCACUGCCUUGCGCACAUCUGCCGGUUCCGGUACGGCAGCUCCGAGGCCAAGCCCGCCAAGGCCGACAUCACGCUCGCAGGAUAUGCCUCUGGCCUUGUCCGCGUGUUCCUGACAUCACCUACUGAGGUGGCCAAGGUCCGCCUACAGACACAGAAGCAGGCACAGCAGCGGCGACCCUCAGCCUCGUGGCCCUCAGCUGCACCCUCACUGUGUCCUGUGCCCCCAGCAAGUCUGGUGCCUGGACCCAAGUACCAUGGGCCAUUGCACUGCCUGGCCACAGUGGCCCAUGAGGAGGGGCUGCGGGGCCUCUACAAGGGCAGCUCGGCGCUGCUUCUCCGGGAUGGCCACUCCUUUGCCACCUACUUCCUCUCCUACGCCAUCCUCUGUGAGUGGCUCACCCCCACUGGCCACAGCCAGCCAGAUUUCUUGGGCGUACUGUUGGCUGGAGGCUGUGCAGGGGUCCUGGCCUGGGCCGUGGCCACUCCCAUGGACGUGAUCAAGUCCCGCCUACAGGCAGACGGGCAAGGCCAGCUGCACUACCGGGGCCUCCUGCACUGCAUGGUGACCAGUGUGCGGGAGGAGGGGCCGAGGGUCCUCUUCAAGGGGCUGGUAGUCAACUGCUGCCGUGCCUUCCCUGUCAACAUGGUGGUCUUUGUCGCCUAUGAGGCCGUGCUGAGGCUCACCCAGGGUCUGCUCAUAUAG